Messenger RNA from Thrips palmi, 2756 nucleotides. Its product is annotated as neurotrimin-like. Lineage: Eukaryota; Metazoa; Arthropoda; Insecta; Thysanoptera; Thripidae. The coding region runs from base 365 to 1216 and encodes 283 amino acids. Gene Ontology annotation, cellular component: neuron projection. The transcript is spliced from 9 exons. The record is from RefSeq and is a predicted model, not a curated record.
UCUCGGCGGCGUCCUCGGAGUCGCCCUGGUCGCGGCCGUGCUGCUGCAGGUGCUGACGGCGCCCGUCCACGCCGCCAAGAGCCACGUCUUCGAGAAGCCGGCGAAGGGCCCCGACAACCCGCCGCGGUUCCACGCGCCCAUCGUCAAUGAGUCCGCGCCGGUGAGCAGAGAGGCCGUGCUCACCUGCCUCGUGGACGACCUGGGCAACUACAAGGUCGCAUGGCUGCGCGUGGACACGCAGACCAUCCUCACCAUCGCCAGCCACGUCAUCACCAAGAACCACCGCAUCGGCGUGUCGCAGAGCGACCCGCGCACCUGGAAGGUGCACAUCAAGGACGUGCGCGAGUCGGACCGCGGCUGGUACAUGUGCCAGAUCAACACGGACCCCAUGAAGAGCCAGCAGGGCUAUCUGGACGUGGUCGUGCCCCCGGACAUCCUGGACUACCCGACGAGCACGGACCUCGUGGUCCGCGAGCUGAGCAACGCCACGCUGCGCUGCGUGGCCAACGGCUCGCCGCAGCCCAACAUCACGUGGAAGCGCGAGGGGGGCGCGCCGCUGUACCUGCCGUCGGGCAAGGAAGUGAUGGCGGUGGAGGGCCAGAACUACACGAUUCCCCGCGUGACCCGGGAGCACAUGGGAGCGUACCUUUGCAUCGCCUCCAACGGAGUGCCCCCGUCCGUCAGCAAGCGCAUUUUCCUCACCGUCGAAUUCCCGCCGGUGAUCGAGGUCCCCAGCCAGCUGGUCGGCGCGCGUGUGGGCCGACAGCUCGUCCUGCAGUGCCUGUCGCAGGCCUUCCCCAAGUCCAUCAACUACUGGGUCAGAGGGGACAACACGCUCGUCAAAGGUCCUGGUUACCAGACGGAAACGAUAGACUCUGCGUACUCCAUCAGCAUGCGGCUCACCAUCAAAAGCGUUGCGCUCGAGGACCUGGGCGAGUACAAGUGUGUGAGCAAGAACUACCUCGGAGAGACCGAACAGAGCAUCAAAGUCGACCACGUCAAGACUCCGGACUGGGGCCUGUCUUCCACCAAACUACCCAAGCACACGAAAGGAAAGUAUCUUGGUCGUCCGGUGAGCGAGAACAGCGUGGAGAUCCCCGACGCGGAAGAGUCGACGGCGUCGUCUUCACCCGCCCCCCGGGGCACCGCCAACGUCUUCCUGCUCGUCACCUCCCUCCUUUGGAUCUCUUGCGGCAAGCCCGUUGCGAGGCUGUGACUGACGCCGCGGCACUGAUUGUAAAUACACCGUACUUUAAGACGACGAGCUCUGCGGACUAUGAUAGGUGCAUUCGGGUACAUGGAAUUGCUGUGAGCUAGUCUGGUUUUUUUUUACCGAACCUCCUGAAUUGACUAGAUUAUUGUCUGUAAAUAGAUUAUUUGUCACUAGAACCACGUGGCGCUAAGCUCUCCUACCCAACUCAGUCGGAAGUUUUUAAUUUACUUUAGACUAAUUUGAUGUUGGUACUAUAUUAGUAUCUUGUAUUUAAGCUGUAAAUAAGUAACUGUACUCCUACCGACUAAGAUUAUACGAUGUACACGAAUGUUUUGCUCAGAAAACAGCAAAUUAAUGCUAGCUAAUAUUUUGUGUGCCAUAGCGCGUGUUAGGUGUGACAUGUCAUUCAAAGGACGGAUAAAAGAGUACUUGUAUUGGGGGGCCGCAGUCAUUAUUUUUCUUUUUAAAUACUCAUUCGGAUGCUUAUGUCGCUAGGAUGGCGUUAGUUUAAUUCGCGUCGAACAUACCAUCGAUGUUAGAAAAUCCGCUGUUAGAAAGGUACCGAAAUGGCAGAUCUACUCUUAUUCACUUCUUGCGUAGUUGCUGUCAGUAGAUUCGAAAUUAGAAAAUUUAUCUCUAGUUUCUGUCAAGACACUGUCAUUUGUUAACUAUUCUACAGUCGUACAUUUCUCUCAUGAAAUGUUAACAAAUUUGCUGGGUGUGAAGUUUUAGAACAUCCCAAAGAGAGCAAUAAGUAGUCUCAGGAAAAAAAACUUGACACGUUUCCAGAGCACCGUGUACAUUGUUUGCCUCUCAAGGAAAUUUCUCUGGGAAGAAAUUUACUAUUUGAUAGGGGUCGUGAGCCUCUUUAAAGUGCUCGUCAAGAGCGAAUCCGUUUUACUAUGAAUUAGACUACUGCGGACUACUGCUUCACAGUACGGCUUGCUAGGGAGAAGCGCUGUCUUGCGCAGAAUAGAUUUUUUGCCCUUGUUUCAGACGGAAUGAAAAGACUAGCCUACAUAUCAACCGAAUCUUUGUGAUUUGGUCUUAUCUCUCCUUGCAUGAAUAUGAGCUUAUUUUCUAUAAUGAAUUGAAAUAUUUAAAAAAACAUUUUGAAACGAUGUCUAAAGAUUAAUCAAGAGUAGACUGACAUAUGAUUCGUCAGAAACGAAUUUCAUAGUUUGGAAAUGCAAUCAAAAGUGUGAAUAUGUUACUUUAGUCUGCUAGUGGAUAUAAAUGAUAGCGUAUACCCCGCGCGCGAGGAACUUGUUGAUUCUUGCCGAUACUCCUCGCGACUCGGCGCAGCGAGUCAAGAGUCAAGUACAUUGGAAGUACAUUGGCAGCACAUUGGCUGGUACUCUACCAUGGUUAUUCUGUUUUGGCUCCAGCGUCCAUUGUAAUGGAAGGGACUCGGUCAAACUUGUGUAUGGGAAUGCCGGAAACGGCCUUCAGGUGCUGCUAGGGAAUCUGUGUUUACUAAUGUAUAAGAUAGUAUUAUGCGAAUGUGUUUUAUUAAAUAAUGCAAGGAUGAAAUUUUAUAAAA